UUUUUAAAUGCCACCCAACAUACAUAAUGACUUAUUGGAUGGUAAAUCAUUAACGGGUGUGCUAUCACUUGAUAAACAACCCCCUGUGAGAUAUAUUGAACAUGGACUAUUGGAUAUUGAAUCAUGUAUAGACGAUUCAUCUGUAUUAGGUCAACAUAUAAAAAAGAACAAGAAACCUAUAAAAAGAGAAGAUGUCUAUAUUGAAAAGAAAUUUAGACUAAAUCAAAAUGGAGUCAUCAUGCUUAGAAGAAGAGGAUUGACUUGUAAAGAAUUAUUUAAAUUAUUACCUCUAAGGACGACCGAUUCCAUAACAGAAUUGGAUAUCUCACGAAAUAAUCUGACAAUGUUACCAAAGGAGAUGUUUACUUAUUUGAAUCAAAUACAAGUGUUCAAUGCAGCAUCAAAUCAACUCAAGGAAAUAUCAACCGAAUUUUAUAAUCUAAAACAACUAAAGGUCCUCAACCUAUCACAAAAUCAGAUUACACAUAUACCAGCUGAAUUACCAAAGAAGACGCCCAACCUGAUCACAUUACGUAUCUCAGGCAACCAGAUCAGUCAAUUACCUUCUACUAUUCGCUAUUGGACUCAUCUAAAACAUUUACAUCUUGGUUCAGUCUAUGGUGGGAACCAAUUAAAGGAACUGCCUCCAACUAUCACCCGUAUGCAAACGUUAGAAGAUUUAGACUUAUCCCAUAACCAAUUGCGUCUAUUACCCGAUAACUUUUUCUUGUUCAGUUUAAUAUCUCUAAACUUGUCCCAUAAUCAAUUAGAUUAUAUACCAAAGUCAAUAGCCAGAUGUACUCGUUUGAAAUCACUCAACUUGUCCAAGAACCAUCUUACCUGUUUACCUUCCGACCUAAUGAACCUUCAUCAAUUAGAGCUAUUUGAUAUCAGUGAAAAUUUAUUGUGCAUCAUGCCUGCUGAAAUACUCGAAAGAUUAUCCUCAACCGCUUUACUUAUCACAGGCAACCCUUUGACUCGUCCUGGCCACUGUGACCUACAGCAAACGUCUCAAGACCCUUAUACAAAAAUAUUAUCUCAAAUGACUCAACGUGCCUUACCCCGGUCACCUGUUCAAUCGCCUGGUACCUCUCGACGACGCCUAGUGGACCCAUUGUGUGAAGUUCCAUCUUCCUCCACUUUAUCAUUAGAAUCCUUGCAACAGGAUGAUGAUGCAACGAUCGAUCAUGAACUCUCUUUUCACGCACGACAGCUUAAUAUCUCAAAGCCACAUUAUACCUCUCAAGAUAUCUCCCCCAUCUUGCUAGAUACCCCCGGCGCUUUGCCUUCCGAAACCCAGCUGCUGCCUUCUCUUCGUGAGCUGGCCGCUCGUACGAUCAUUUCCGAGGCAGUAGCUAUACCAUUUGAUCUCUUGCCUGAUCAUCUGGCUCAAGACCUUCGAUUUACCAAAUCCUGCUCUCAUUGCUCAAGGCCCUUUGUGAACGAGUGGGUUACCUCUGUACAGGUCAAGAGUUUUGCCGGACAUCCUGCCGUUGUCAGAAGAGUUCGGUUUUGUUCUUUAGAAUGUUGGAAGCUUUGUAUGCCUCCUGAAACGAAAUCGGUUAUCUGUGUGCAUAAAUGAUAUAGUAAUAAACCCUAUUUAUUCUCUCUUUCUCUCUGUACGUGCUUUAUAUAUGGAAAGCCAGUGUGACACAUUGG
Molecule: messenger RNA, 1659 nt
Organism: Rhizopus microsporus ATCC 52813
Lineage: Eukaryota; Fungi; Mucoromycota; Mucoromycetes; Mucorales; Rhizopodaceae
Product: L domain-like protein
Exons: 1
Coding region: 8-1582 (524 amino acids)
Molecular function (GO): protein binding
Source: RefSeq, a predicted model, not a curated record